Molecule: messenger RNA, 4697 nt
Organism: Egretta garzetta (little egret)
Lineage: Eukaryota; Metazoa; Chordata; Aves; Pelecaniformes; Ardeidae
Gene: LONP2
Product: lon peptidase 2, peroxisomal
Exons: 18
Coding region: 1-3204 (1067 amino acids)
Biological process (GO): protein catabolic process; protein targeting to peroxisome; protein quality control for misfolded or incompletely synthesized proteins
Cellular component (GO): peroxisomal matrix
Molecular function (GO): ATP-dependent peptidase activity; ATP binding; serine-type endopeptidase activity
Source: RefSeq, a predicted model, not a curated record
AUGUGGCCAAAAGUCCCAAGUGGGCAAACACUCGAGGAAAGGGAAAAGUUGGAAUUCUGCCUUCCUUCCGAGACUAAUUACGACAUCACCAUAGCUGCUUCAUGCCCCAGAGUGGUCUGUCCGUCUCUCUCUCUAAGUCCAGAAUUAACCUUGAAAGCAGACUGGCAUCAUACCUCCAAGAAAGAAUUCCACAUAAAGGAGAAUCAGAGGGAUCAAUCAGACGUUCAAAGAGGCAAGAAAAAGCAGUUCAUGUAUAAUCCAGGGUUGAGUAUCUAUGAAUACAUAUCGCCAGCAUCAUCAAUCACGGACGUAAAGUCACCAGGGCCCCGCCUGAGAUGGGCGGGAAAGCAUGAGGCGCGGCUAGGUCUCGCGCUGGCCAUCCUCCAUUUUGGGAAGCGUGGCUUCGGCGAGCCCGAGGGAGCUUACCGGGAAGGGCCAAGUUCCUCCGGUUGGCGCUGGGCUGUGCCGACGCUCCCAGCAGCUCUCUGGGAAAGCCGCUUCGCCGGUGGCGGCGAGAGGGAAAGGUCGCCGCCCCUGCCGCGUCCGGCCGAGGUGAGGAGCCGCCCUCACUGCCGCCCUCGCCCUGGCGGAGCGGGAGGCGCCGCCCGUCGGGGCCGCUCCCGCCUGAGGAUAGGGAGAGGCGCCGCCCUCGCGCCUGCUCUGCGCGCCCCCCUCGUGGGAGGGGAGGGAGGCGGCCUCCGCGGCUGUCCCGAGGAACCAGGUGAAAAGCUUUGUGCCGGCUGCCGUGUAGUCACUCUUUUCUUCCGGGCUGCGGUCCUUCUUUGGGCGCUGCUCUGGGAAAAGUUUGAGAGGAGAACAUGCUUUAUCUCAGUGACUGUGAGGCGAGGGAGCAGGAGCAACCCUGCGUCUGUUUUUAGGAUUGGCACUGCUGCCUUGGCAGUUCAGGUGGUUGGUAGCAACUGGCCCAAGCCACAUUAUACGUUGCUGGUUACGGGCCUCUGCCGAUUCCAGAUCCUGCAGUUGCUGAAAGAGAAGCCGUAUCCUGUUGCUGAAGUUGAACAAUUAGAUCGACUUGAGCAGUUUACUAAUCAGCAUAAAUCUGAGGAGGAGCUUGGAGAGCUGUCAGAACAAUUCUACAAGUAUGCAGUGCAGUUGGUAGAGAUGCUGGAUAUGUCCGUUCCUGCAGUUGCAAAGCUAAGACGUCUUUUGGACAAUCUGCCUAGAGAAGCUUUGCCAGAUAUAUUGACUUCCAUCAUCCGUACAUCCAACCAAGAGAAGCUUCAGAUUUUAGAUGCUGUUAGGCUGGAAGAACGGUUCAAGAUGACAAUACCAUUGCUUGUUAGACAGAUUGAAGGCCUGAAGCUGCUUCAGAAAACAAGAAAGCCCAAACAGGAUGAUGAUAAAAGGGUUGUAGCUAUUCGUCCUAAUAGAAGAAUCAAUCACAUUCCAAGCACUGCAGAAGAUGAGGAGGAAGAAGAAGAUCAUGAUGAUGUUGUCAUGCUGGAAAAAAAGAUUAGAACAUCCAGUAUGUCAGAACAAGCUCUUAAAGUUUGUCUUAAGGAAAUAAAGAGAUUAAAGAAGAUGCCUCAGUCGAUGCCAGAAUAUGCUUUGACAAGAAAUUACUUGGAACUGAUGGUAGAAUUGCCGUGGAACAAGAGUACAAAAGAUCGCCUUGAAAUUCGUGCAGCUCGAAUUCUUUUGGAUAAUGAUCAUUAUGCUAUGGAGAAGUUGAAGAAGAGAGUUUUGGAGUACUUGGCUGUCCGACAGCUUAAAAACAACCUCAAGGGACCCAUUCUUUGUUUUGUGGGGCCCCCAGGAGUUGGUAAAACUAGUGUUGGAAGAUCAAUUGCAAAGACCUUGGGUCGAGAAUUUCACAGAAUUGCUUUAGGAGGAGUCUGUGAUCAGUCUGAUAUUCGAGGCCACAGGCGCACCUAUGUUGGCAGUAUGCCUGGCAGAAUAAUCAAUGGACUGAAGACUGUUGGGGUUAACAAUCCAGUGUUCCUGUUAGAUGAGGUUGAUAAACUGGGGAAGAGCUUGCAGGGGGAUCCUGCAGCAGCCUUGCUUGAGGUCUUGGAUCCAGAACAAAAUCACAGUUUCACCGAUCACUACUUAAAUGUAGCCUUUGAUCUGUCCCAAGUCCUUUUUAUAGCUACAGCCAACACUACAGCUACUAUCCCUCCUGCUCUGCUGGACAGAAUGGAAAUUAUUCAAGUUCCAGGAUACACACAAGAAGAAAAAAUUGAAAUUGCACAUAGACACUUGAUUCCUAAACAGCUUGAACAACAUGGCCUGACUCCACAGCAAAUACAGAUUCCACAAGUAACCACUUUGGACAUAAUUACCAGAUACACUAGAGAGGCAGGAGUCCGCUCUCUGGAUCGGAAGCUGGGAGCUAUUUGCAGAGCAGUGGCGGUAAAAGUGGCAGAAGGACAGCACAAAGAAACAAAGCCAGAUCGAGCUGAAGCGGGUGAAGGAGAAGAUUGCAAAGAGCAUGUCACAGAAGAUGCAAAACCAGAAGCCAUCAGUGAAACAGCUGACCUGGCUCUGCCACCUGAAAUGCCGAUUUUAAUUGAUUUCCAUGCUUUAAAAGAUAUCCUGGGUCCACCCAUGUAUGAAAUGGAGGUGUCUGAACGCCUAAGUCAGCCAGGAGUAGCCAUAGGCUUGGCUUGGACGCCCCUAGGGGGAGAGAUCAUGUUUGUAGAAGCGAGUCGCAUGGAUGGGGAAGGUCAGCUUACUUUGACGGGUCAGCUCGGAGAUGUUAUGAAGGAGUCGGCACAUCUUGCAAUCAGCUGGUUGCGCAGCAAUGCAAAGAGAUAUCAGCUAACCAACGCUUCUGGAAGUUUUGAUCUCCUUGACAACACUGACAUCCAUCUGCACUUCCCAGCUGGAGCUGUCACAAAAGAUGGACCAUCUGCGGGUGUUACCAUAGUAACCUGUCUUGCCUCACUCUUCAGUGGGCGGCUGGUGUGCUCAGAUGUAGCCAUGACAGGAGAAAUUACACUAAGAGGCCUUGUUCUUCCAGUUGGGGGAAUUAAAGACAAAGUCCUGGCAGCACACCGAGCUGGACUGAAGAGAAUCAUCAUUCCUCGAAGAAAUGAGAAAGAUCUUGAAGAAAUCGCAGUGAAUGUACGGCAAGAUCUGACUUUUGUUAUGGCGAGCUGCCUCGAUGAAGUUCUUAAUGCAGCGUUUGAUGGAGGAUUUGCAGUUAAGCCCAGGGUUGAGCGAUUGAAUAGUAAACUUUAAGCAGACAGGCUGAGCUGACUUGGGUAUCAAAUUUGAGAGCGCACUAAUUAUCAGCUCUAAUAUGUAGCAAGUAUAACUAUGAGCUAAACUUGAUUGUUUAAACGUGGGUGUAAAUGCAAUCAAAAUAAAAAUAUUAUGUCAGCAGUUAACAACCUGAAACCACACUUUACAGGCAUUUGCCGAUUUUUACUAUCAUCAGCAAGGAAUCUUGAAAAAAAAUACCUAUUUCCUGAUAGAUCCAAGCAUGAGAAAGCUCAAGCUGUUGAGAAGGAACUCCUUAGCGUACGGGGCACGUAGGUGUAUAAAUGUCAGCAGGCGAUUACAGCUUUGAAGAGGACACACCCGCCAACGGGGAACAGGACGCAAUUCUGUGAGCUGUAUUCAGAGGACACAAACUGCAGCACAGGUGGUGCAGCACAGGAGUGGAGUAGAUGGGGCUGUUACCAACAAGCAAACUGAUUUAGCGCAAGAGUGUACUUAGGAAUUAACAUUCAAUAUGCUAAGGAGCAGUAGCACCACAGGAAGAAUAAGGGAUUCAAACAGAAGCCGUGUGGUCUAGAGUAAGCGAGCAAGUCCUUUCAGCACUCGGCUGUAGGUUGCAGUGAGGUCAGUGCAGGCGUCAUUUUGCACACCUAGGUCCAGGAAGCAGCUCGGGCAGAAUUGCAGUGUCCCGUUCCUGUGUAGGAAGGGGGCUGAUGCGCCGAUGGCCAGGGACGCAGGGUUGUACUUGCAGCACCAGCAGUGGGUGGCGCAUGCGUGGAGACUCCAUGAAGAAGCCUGCUCACGUUCCGGAGGGACAAAGUACGCACGCUUCGUUCUUACCUGAUACAAAUCAACUUGAUUGUGGGAUGCCUAAGUUCUGAGUUUAGCCUAUAAAAACUAAAUCCAUUUAAGUAAUGCUAAGAAAAAUACUGGAGCAUUAAAUUGCAUUAGGUACUGCACUAGGUAUGUGAAUAUUUAAGGUUUAAGGAAGUCUGUCAGUGUCCCACCUCAGUCAAUAGCUUUGUCUCUUACCUUCUCUUGAAUGUUAGUGAAGCUAGAAAUUUAAACUCACAUAAUGCAAGAUCUGUGAGUUUUUCAAUGUUUUAUACUAGGGUCAACCACGAGAGAAAACCCAGUAUGGAACAUUCUCUUCUUGCUUGUUAAUUCUAAAACAAACGCAAGUGCGCUUAUGAAAUGCAAAUUGUCUCUGCGACAAAAGCCUGCUAUUGAAGCAGCCUAUAAAUCAAAAGUAAUAGUUUGGUUUGCUUUCAUUUCCAUAGACAGAAAGCUGAUUUACCUGCAACAUAAUAGCACUGACAGUAAUAAAUCCAGGGGGUAUUUCUGCUCCUGAUUUGCAAAAGAUGUUACAACUUUCACAGAAGACUUCAUCUAAUAAAAUGAUAAAAAUAAAAACUGCUUUUGUUUCACUAUUUUAAGAAUUCUACUUAAGUCAUUCACUAGCCAAGUUCCAAGGCGAAGAGGCAACAAACACAGGGUCUGGGAAUACUUUC